ACCACUAACAUACAUAUAUUCAUAUUUGUUCUCUCAAAUACCAAUGGCUCGAUUUGUACACGUGCAUGUAAUGCUCUCAAUCUUCUUUCUAAUUCUCUCCAUUUUUCAAUCUGCCUCCGCAUCUUUGAAGGUGGAUUUCUACAAAACCACAUGUCCUUCUGCGGAGGCAAUAGUGAGAAGCGCUGUGGACAAAGCCGUUUCUCUGAACCCAGGCAUCGCUGCUGGUUUGAUCAGAAUGCAUUUUCAUGAUUGUUUUGUGAGGGGAUGCGAUGGUUCUGUGCUGUUGGAAUCCACGCCGGGGAAGGCAUCAGAGAGAGACCACCCUGCCAACAACCCAAGUCUACGAGGCUUCCAUGUCAUCGACGAAGCCAAGGCCCAAUUAGAGGCAGAGUGUCCACACACCGUCUCCUGUGCAGACAUUCUGGCUUUUGCUGCUCGAGACAGCGCCAACAAAGUUGGAGGCAUAAACUAUGCAGUGCCAGCUGGACGCAGAGAUGGUCGUAUCUCUAUCAGAGACGAAGCGUCACAACUGCCCCUUCCAACCCUCAACGCAGACCAACUCAUUGCUAACUUCCGACAAAAAGGGUUGUCUGCAGAUGAAAUGGUGACACUGUCUGGAGCCCAUUCUAUUGGUGUCUCACACUGUUCCUCCUUCUCCCACCGCUUGCACUCUUUCAAUGCCACCUUUCCUCAAGAUCCCUCCAUGGAUUCCAGAUAUGCUACGUCCUUGAAACCCAAAUGUCCACCAGGGAGCGAUAACACAGUGCCUCUGGACGCAUCCACUCCUAACCGUUUGGACAACAGAUACUACACAGAGCUCAAGAACCACCGUGGUUUGCUCACCUCGGAUCAGACUUUGCUCGGCAGCCCCUCAACCAGGCCGAUGGUACUCACCAAUGCUAAACAUUCCUCUGUCUGGGCUCGCAAGUUUGCUAAGGCAAUGGUCCAUAUGGGUUCCAUUGAUGUCCUCACCGGCUCACAGGGCGAGAUCAGGACCCGUUGUACCCUCGUUAAUUGACUCUGCACAUCCUUACGUCCUUCAUUCUCCUAAUUUCAACUCAAUGGUUCAUACCUCCCUCCGAAUAUCUGUUUCUCCUUUCUUUCCGUUCUUUUCUUUCAUCUCAUUGCCAUUGCUUCAUUCUUUCAAUUCUUUUUCCAUGUCUUAACUAACUCACCUUUUGUUUGUAAUCUUCCCCCAAUUCAAUUCAAUU
This is a messenger RNA of Vigna unguiculata (cowpea), 1211 nucleotides long. Its product is annotated as peroxidase 5-like. The record is from RefSeq and is a predicted model, not a curated record. Gene Ontology annotation, molecular function: peroxidase activity; heme binding. Gene Ontology annotation, biological process: response to oxidative stress; hydrogen peroxide catabolic process. NCBI's taxonomy places the organism in Eukaryota, Viridiplantae, Streptophyta, Magnoliopsida, Fabales, Fabaceae.